Messenger RNA from Dentiscutata erythropus, 261 nucleotides. The record is from the annotation of a GenBank genome assembly. NCBI's taxonomy places the organism in Eukaryota, Fungi, Glomeromycota, Glomeromycetes, Diversisporales, Gigasporaceae.
AUGUUGAAUGCAAGCUCCAACAUUAUGUUGAAUUCAAGUCAACCUUCUGUUGCUACAAUUUCAACGUAUGAUUCCAACUUCAAAUUUGAAUCCCAAACUUACAGCACUUUUAAAGUUCCACAAAUUCACCAUCAGAAUCAACAAAAAUUACUAGUGAAAAGCAAAGAAUCAGUGAUACAAACGAAAGAAAAUAAAACAACUACUUCUUCUAUUGAUAACGAUUAUGAACAGAUAUCGAUUACAAAUAAUAAAGAGCGAUAA